AUGGGGCGGCGUCUCCACGGCAACGGCGGUGUUGUUGAUACAGCCUGUUGCCUGGUUACACCGCGUACUUGAGACAAUGAUUGUUCUACUUCGGACACCAAGUUUGUCGUUGUUGCUUUUUUAAUCUAUAACUGUGAAAAUGAAGAUGUGAGCGAGGCAGAGAAAAGAUCAAACAUGGCUGUGUCUGCUAUCAGGAAUUGGUGGAACACCUACCAGUUGGACAAAUCAGACACCAAUAAUGACUCCAGCACAGAGGAGGAGGAGCUGGCAGAGAGAAGGCAGUUGUCCACGAAACUAAAUCAGACUCUGCGGACCAGGCAGCUGCUCGUAGACUUUACCGGUGGAAGACCCGUUUUGAGUCUCAGGGCGCCGCGGGACCUGGUCAACUUCCCGUCUGUCUCACGCCCCCGUUGGCCCAUGGAGUGUGAGGUCAUCGGCGACAUCAUCCAUCACAUAGAGUGGGACCCCCCAGAGCCGGAGCCUUUUUAUCAGCCAAAAGGACAUGAGAGGACAUCGAUGUCAGCUGGAGAGGAGAGAGGGAAAGUGGUAUACUGCAUUGACCAUGCCACUAAACACCCCUAUUUCACCUGCUCUCGUGUGGGAGGGGGCAGGGGGCCCAUCAAGAGCGCCACACUCUGCGAUGUCAAUCAGACGGACGUCACUCUCGAGUUUGAGUCACGCUUCGAGAGUGGGAACCUUCAGAAAGCUGUGCAAGUGGGCGUCCAUGAUUAUGAACUCACCCUGCGCACAGACAUGUACACCGGAAAGCACACGCAGUGGUUCUACUUCAGGGUCCGGAACAUGAAGGCCGGAGUCACCUACCGCUUCACCAUCGUCAACCUGAUGAAGAGCAGCAGCCUGUAUUCUCUGGGUAUGAGACCGCUCUUCUACUCUGAGAGGGCGGCCAAAGAGAAAGGUGUUGGAUGGGAACGCACCGGCUCCAAUAUCAAAUACUUUCGUAACUGCAAUCAGAAUACAAAGGACAACAACAGUGACACCAUCACCUUGUACUCUCUCACCUGGACUCUCCAGUUCCCUCACAACUCAGACACCUGCUACAUGGCCCACUGUUACCCCUACACCUAUUCACACCUGCAGCGCUACCUUCGGCGUGUUACCUCCAACCCGACCGUCGCAUCCUACUGUAAGUUGCGGGUGCUGUGCCACAGCCUCGCCGGAAACACCGUGUACUUGGUGACCAUAACGUCCCGGGGUCUUGGCAAGGGGGAGGGCAGGACCAAGAAGGCCGUGGUGUUGACGGCGCGAGUGCACCCCGGGGAAACCAACGGGUCCUGGAUGAUGGAGGGUUUGCUGGACUUCCUGCUCGGGGACUCGGAAGACGCUCAGUUGCUCCGGGACACUUUUGUCUUUAAGGUGGUGCCAAUGCUGAACCCCGAUGGUGUGGUGGUGGGGAAUUACCGCUGCUCUCUGGCCGGCAGGGACCUCAACCGAAAUUACAAGACAUUGCUCAGGGACUCCUUUCCCUGUGUGUGGCACACCCGUAACAUGGUGGAAAGGUUGGUGGCUGAGACGGAGGUAGCUCUGUACUGUGACUUUCACGGCCACAAUCGCAAAAACAAUGUGUUCAUGUACGGCUGUAACAGCCGAGGUGAUGCGUCGCUGAAGCUUCACGAAAGAGUUUUCCCGCUUAUGAUGAGCAAGAACGCAAGUGACAAGCAAUAUGUGGAACACUCUUCCUCAUUCACCACAUCUCCGGGGCAGUGUCUACUCCUGGACGUUCAUUCCUGCGUAGUGUGCGUUCAGCCACAACAUCUAAACUACGCUGCCCUUCCUCAGUUCUCCUUCAAGAGCUGUAAAUUCCAGGUGCAGAGGAGCAAAGAGGGAACGGGACGAAUCGCCAUGUGGAAACUCGGCAUCAGAAACAGCUACACCAUGGAGGCCACGUUUGGAGGCUCCACCCUGGGUGACAGGAGAGGGACGCAUUUUACUGCUCGAGACCUGAAGUCCCUGGGCUUUUAUUUUUGCGACACCCUGCUGGACUUCUGUGACCCCGAUCCAAUGAAGACCACUCACUGUCUGACAGAGUUGGCAGCAUUGUUAGGAAAGGAGGUCAGAGAGAGGCUGGGCAAAGAUUUGGGCACCAACUGCAACAUCUCUGUGUCUGACCUGGAAACCAGCACCGGAGGAUCGAAUAGUUCCGAUUCCGACGGACUCCCGCUUCAUAUGCUGAACCAGCCACAAACUGUCCGUCCAGAGCAAACUCCAGCGAGGAAGAAAAAGAAACGCUUAAGGAGUCGCAAAGAGAGGAACAGGCUGCGACCAGAGAGAGCGAAGAACAACGCGCAGCCAAAGGUCCUGCAAAGCAGCAUCAAAGAUACUGAGUCCAGUCUGCCACACGAGACCACAGCUACAGAGAGCGUCCCAGAGGGGCCUGUUGGUGGGCACAGAAGAAAAUGGCAGGUGAACAGUGUGAGGAAAAAUGCUGCGAUCCCUCCUCCCAGUACUCAUCCUGGGGAGGUCAGUCAGGUGACCCUGUGGCAGGGCUGCGAGCCCGUCAAGGGCGACUGUCGGGAGAACACGAGCGCUGCGCACUUGCAUCGCGGGUCAAAAGCAUGUCCACAUCUCAGCAAAUGCUCGACCAUGUCACCUCACACAGACGACCUCAGGAUGAACUCAGGACAGUGGCGAUGCUCCUCUCAGCUGCUGCACCUGAGUGCUCUGAUUCUACCUCCUGUGGAACUCAUGCAUCCCAACCGGCGACAGCAUCACUACCCCCCACGGACUUUCCUGUCCUACAACGUUUACAGAGGACGGCUGCCUUCGCUGACGACGGCCCACAGGUCUCCCUCGUCGAUGUGUGUCAAGAUGGUUCCAGACAAUAUUCCAAAGAAGCGCCUGCUGUCAAGUUUCACCAAUGACAAGUUCAAAGGCCGGUAUAUUCAAGGAGAUAUCUCACAGGUCUCAGAAAGUUACACUGUGCCUGAGGAGUCCUCCACCUCCCACACGGAUAUAACUAAGCGGCAGAAUGAGGAACAGGAAGACGAUCCCUCAGAAGUGGGCUUGUUGAGAUCUAUACCACUUGGAGAGCAGAGCCAGAGAGCUGUCCCCCCUGACAUCCCCCUGAGAGAAAAUCAAUCACACAGCAAUUUAUUUGAGCCUGUGCUAAGGGCCACAGACCUGAGAGGAAAAAGACUAUGUAAAGAGACUGUGGGGGACAAAAGGCAUCUGGGUGUUUUACCCCCUGUGUCAAAACCUUCAGGCCUCGUGAAGAGGAACCUUCCACGUCCACAGAGCGACACCCUCGCUAGGCUUCAGGCUUCGGGCAUCAGAUACUAUCGCAGCGGAAGAGAAAGUUCGGCUCCACAGGAGGCGAUUGUCACCACCACAAGACCAUCUCAGUCUGCACCGCUGUAGGGCACUUUAUGUACAAUCUGAGAAUUUAAGAUUAAGUAUUUAUUCUCUCUGGCCAGUCAUGUGAACCUCCACUCACUGUUUGAAUUUCAACACAUAUGCUUGGAUAAGCACACUCUAUUACCUCAUUUAUACGGCUCUCUUGACACGGGUCACAGGAGCGAAGGAGAGAAGAUAAACUCAAAAUAAUAGUUACUAUCCAAUGGAAAUCUUUGUCCAAUGUUAAAUUAUACAGUAUAUAAUACACAUACUUUUUUAAUAAAAGUGAUAUGAACUCUGGGCUGCACGGUGAUGUAGUGGUUAGCACUUUUGCCUCACAGCAAGAAGGUUCUGGGUUCAAGUCCCGGUUCAAACCAACCAGGGCCUUUCUGUGUGGAGUUUGCAUGUUCCCUACAGUCCAAACACAUGCAGAAUGGGGUUAGGUUCAUUGGAGACUCUAAAUUGACCGUAGCUGUGAAUGUGAGAGUGAAUGGUUGUUUGUCUCUGUAUGUGGCCCUGCGAUAGGCUGGCGACCUCUCCCGGGUGAACCCCGCCUAUUGCCCAAUGUUAGCUGGGAUUGGCUCUAGGCCCCCCGUGACCCUUACAUGGAUAAAGUGGUAGACGAUGGAUGGAUGGAUGGAUGGAUAUUAACUCUAUAAAAACUGUUUGUUUUUUUUGUUGCAAAAUCCUAAUACUACUGCAUAGUGUUGAUAUUAGUAUGGACCAGGUUAACUAAUGGUUAACCUUUUGCCUGGAUUUACAGCACCACAAGCUGUGAUGGAGGAGAUCACAUUACCUCAUAAAUGGUGUACAGGCGACGUGUUAUGUAGAUUUUCUUUAUUACAACUCUACAAAAACAACAAUACAAUUCUGUGAAAUACAAAAAUAUAUAUGGUCAAACACUUUUUCUUUAAUAAACACUUUAAAAAUUA
This is a messenger RNA of Scophthalmus maximus (turbot), 4283 nucleotides long. RefSeq names its product AGBL carboxypeptidase 2 (gene agbl2). Gene Ontology annotation, biological process: proteolysis. The record is from RefSeq and is a predicted model, not a curated record. Lineage: Eukaryota; Metazoa; Chordata; Actinopteri; Pleuronectiformes; Scophthalmidae. The transcript is spliced from 22 exons. Gene Ontology annotation, molecular function: metallocarboxypeptidase activity; zinc ion binding. Bases 175 to 3375 code for a protein of 1066 amino acids.